Molecule: messenger RNA, 3345 nt
Organism: Diachasmimorpha longicaudata
Lineage: Eukaryota; Metazoa; Arthropoda; Insecta; Hymenoptera; Braconidae
Gene: RN-tre
Product: USP6 N-terminal-like protein
Exons: 6
Coding region: 310-2043 (577 amino acids)
Source: RefSeq, a predicted model, not a curated record
UGACCCUGCGUUACAUCAGUAAACGGCAGUGUUUGGUGAUUUUCACCUAAAACAAACUCCCACCAUGAGUAAUACUCCAGAAAGUAGUGAAAUAUAAAAGGAAAAUAAUAAAAAAAAAUCUGUGGUACAGUCAAGAAUGCUAGCUAGACUGUGUGUCAGUAACUGUAUUAGAAUGUCAAUGCAAAUGAGAUGAAAAUAAUCUUAGACAUUACUCGAUAAUGAAAGAAACAUGAGGAAAAUGGAGAAUUAAAUAUUUUGGAAAUUUUGAUAAAAGUGAAGGUGGUGCAAUUGGUGGGAUAACGAGGAGGUAUGCUUGAGAAUAUACCAUCCUGUCGUGGAAUGAAUGAAGAAGAGUUGUUGAAACGAUCCGCUGCUGAGCGGGACAGAAUUUUCAGUAAUUACGAUCGUGGGAGAGAGCCUGGUGCACAGAUUGAUUCAUGGGAGGAUCCUGGAUAUGAGGUUUAUCAUACAACUGACAGAUAUGGAUUCAUUCAUGAUAAACGGUUACCACGUAAGCAUGAAUCGAACGAAAUUAAAAUGCACCAUAUCGAGAUGGAGAGAGUCAAGAAAUGGGAGAAAAUGACAAAACACUGGGACAGCCCAGCGACUAAGGAGAAAUUGAGGAGGAGAAUUUACAAGGGUAUACCUGACAGGUUCAGGGGUCAAGUUUGGGCUCUACUACUUGGCAUUCAAACGUUGAAACAAGAACACCCUGGAAAAUAUGAAGAGAUGCUUAGUCUUGCUAGACAGUGGUCCACUGAGAUACGACAGAUCGAUGCUGAUGUUGCCAGACAAUACAGAGAUCAUAUUGAUUAUAGGGAAAGAUAUAGCAUCAAGCAGAGGUCAAUGUUCUACGUAUUGGCAGCCUACAGUAUGUACAAUAUGGAAGUAGGUUAUUGUCAAGGAAUGUCUGUAUUAGCAGGCCUGCUAUUGCUCUAUAUGGACGAGGAGGAUGCGUUCUGGGGACUCUCUGUGCUCCUUGCAGAUAAGAAGUACUGCAUGCAUGGAUUUUACAUCGAUGGAUUUCCAAAGCUAAAUCGUUUCAUCGAACAUCACGACAAAAUAAUGACGAAAUUCCUUCCCAAAUUAAAGCGAAAACUGGACAAGUAUGGCUGUGACUCCAUCCUGUAUGCACUCAAGUGGUUUUUCGUUGUUUUCCAAGAGAGAACACCAGUCAGUCUUGGACUGAGAAUUUGGGAUGUUUUCCUGCUGGAUGGGGAUCGUAUUUUAUCCGCAAUGGCGUACACAAUAAUGAAAUUGCACAAACGCUAUUUGCUACCGUUGGAGGGACUGGAUGAAUUUUGCAAUUACCUUCAGAUUAAAUUGGAGAAGGAUUUUCGGUAUGAUGAUGAUACUGUGAUCAGUGCUAUGGAAAGAAAUCAGGAAGAACUCAAACGUGCUAAACUGGAUUAUCCUGGCGGGCCAUUGGCUCAAGAAUUACCACGAUUUCCCUUCGGAACAUUCAAAGAACCGUCUUUCACUAGCAAGGUCGGCCGAAGAGCGGAAGAAUUUUCCGAGGCUCAAUUGGUACUUCGAGAAUCAGUGACACAGCGAAGAGAGCUAGCAGUGACUGAGGAGACGCGCAACAGUCCAAUCCCCAGUGGUAGUGACUUGGGGGGCAGUAAAUUCUCUUUCGAUCCAAGUAUCGACGAUGGUACUUCCCCCCACGGCUCACGCCGCUCUCUAGCCGACACUUCUGUCACUUCAACGGCAGAUUUAUCAGUUUUCAGUUCAGCGACACGAUCGCAAGCACUCGACAAUAGUUUGGAUACUCAGAGCAAUAUGUCUGUUGGUUCAUCGGGCAGUGGAGGGCUUCCAACCCCUCGUGCUACACCUCACCAACCCUCACCAGACGUGGUCAGAAUUUACGUACCUUAUUCACCGCUUUCGCCAAAUUCAUUCAAAGAGGAUCUUCAGAGAACCCUUCCACGUUCACUCGAAACUAACAAAAUCAGGAUUAAAAUUGAUCCCGAUGAAACUCCAAUUGUAGAUCUCAAGCCGUUCUCUCUCGAUAGUCCAGAUGUUGAACUCGAUCUGAAAUAAUUAUUAAACUUUUGGUUCAUUGAGUUGGGAGGCUGCGAUCCUCCGACACCGACGGAGAAUAAAACUCUAUUCUGCAAGCAAGUGGUAGAGAAUAGUGUUCUAAUGUUAAAAGUCAUAAUUUUGGGAAUAUUUCUCAAACUAGGAGAUUUAGAAUAAAAUGUCAAGAGAUUUGUUUUGUAUAGAGAAUGAUUUCCUGUGAAAUUUUUCUCUUGUCAAAGACUGAAAGAACUAUUCCUGAUUCUUAUCUUUUUUUUCCAUUUCAGAAUUACCUCAUUAGUGAAACAAUACACUGAAAAAUUGAAAAGAUAAAUUUCCUUUGUUUUAUGAACUGUCUCUUGACGUUUCACCUACAAUCACUAGUUUCCCAAGAGGGGAAUGAGAUAACUCCUAAUUGAUAUUUUCAGUGAACAGAGAGGAAAAUUGCUCGUUUAGAACCAAUUUCGACUACUUUGAAAGCGUCAAUUUUUCCACCUUUACUUUAUCAGUUGAAAAACUAUCAAACUUAUAUGGUGUACCUUUAUUUAAUUAUGUGGUUCUCACGAGAGUCACUGAAUUUUUUUUUUAUAUACUAUUGAUUCGUCAAACACCACGAAAUCCAACUAGACACGUUUCUUUUUUUGCGUAAUGCAUCGACCGAUAAGGGCCCUGAAGAGAUCGACCGAGAAUCAUUAUUUUUAGAGCUCCAUUAAUUAGUAUUAAUUUAAUUAAUUAAAUAAGCAUAAAUUAUGAAGGUUCUGAUUGCCCGGAUUCUUUCACAUUUGACUAUUUGAUUGUUGAACUGUGGCAAGAAAAUGGGAAUCAUUGAUAUUAUUUUUUAAUUGUGUAUUAUGAGACAGAAGAUUGUAAAAUAAUAAUCAUGCCUAUGGAAAUUGUUCAAUAAUUGUAAAGAUUAGAUCUUGAAGUAAUUUUUCGUGAAUUGCAAUUGUUCACAAACAGUAGUGUAUAGGAUGUGUUUAAAUGGCAGUAUCUCGAUGAAAAUAAAGAUGAAGUAAUUUAAAGAAAACGGGAAAAAUAAAUUUAAAAAACUCAAUUGAAGAGUGAUGUGGUAAUCUCUAGAGAUAGAGUGCGAUAUAAAUGUCGAUAAAAAUAAUGUAAUAAAGCUAUAAGAUAAUUAUUCGUGAAAAUUAUAGAAUUUAAGAGCUCGAGAUGAAAUGAUUCUUUUUUUCACAUGACAAUUACGAUAAUAAUUUCGCGUAAAAUUCUCUUAGUUGAUUUUAUUUUUUUAAGUGAAUUUUUCUUGUAAUACUACGCGGCAAUGUAUUUUUUGAGUGAUGAGAUUAAAAAAAGUAUUAAAACUUGAAA